AGUACGGUACGACACUCAUCUGUUUAACAUCUACAAUAAGCUUCUCAAUGGAUUGUCAGAUAUCAGAGCAGAUGGAGGACCCACCUAAUGCUUUAGCCCAAGGCAAAACUAAACGGCCACUCCUAGACCCACCAAAAGGCAUACCAAAAUGCCCACCUCAAGACCCACCGAAGGGAAUACCCAAAUGCCCACCUCAAGACCCACCGAAAGGCAUACCUAGACCUCUGGACCCCCCUAGACCUCUAGACCCACUGGAAGGCAUACCUAAAUGCCCACCUCAAGACCCACCAAAAGGCAUACCCAAAUGCCCACCUCAAGACACACCGAAAGGCAUACCUAGAUGCCCACCUGAAGACUCACCAAAAGGCAUACCUAGAUGCCCACCUCAAGACCCACCAAAAGGCAUACCUAGAUGCCAACCUCAAGACCCACCGAAAGGCAUACCUAGACCUCUGGACCCACCUAGACCUCUAGACCCACUGGAAGACAUACCUAAAUGCCCACCUCAAGACCCACCAAAAGGCAUACCUAGAUGCCCGCCUCAAGACUCACCGAAAGGCAUACCUAGACCUCUGGACCCACCUAGACCUCUAGACCCACUGGAAGACAUACCUAAAUGCCCACCUCAAGACACACCGAAAGGCAUACCUAGAUGCCCACCUGAAGACUCACCGAAAGGCAUCCCUAGAUGCCCACCUCAAGACCCACCGAAAGGCAUACCCAGAUGCCCACCUGAAGACUCACCGAAAGGCUUCCCUAGAUGCCCACCUCAAGACCCACCGAAGGGCAUACCUAGAUGCCCGCCUCAAGACCCACCGAAAGGCAUACCCAAAUGCCCACCUCAAGACCCACCAAAGGAAAUACCCAAAUGCCCACCUCAAGACCCACCAAAGGAAAUACCCAAAUGCCCACCUCAAGACCCACCGAAAGGCAUACCCAAAUGCCCACCUCAAGACCCACCAAAGGAAAUACCCAAAUGCCCACCUCAAGACCCACCGAAGGGAAUACCGAAAUGCCCACCUCAAGACCCACCGAAAGGCAUACCCAAAUGCCCACCUCAAGACCCACCGAAGGGAAUACCCAAAUGCCCACCUCAAGACCCACCAAAGGGCAUACCCAAAUGCCCACCUCAAGACCAAAUGAAAGACAUGCCUACCUGCCCACCUCUAGACCAAAUUAAAGCUCCACCUCAGUGUAGCCAAGUAAAGAAUGUGAAACUUUAAAGAAAUUUCACACAAACAAAAAAUAAUUUAUAUAUUUUCUUUCUUAAUGGGGAACCUAAACCCAAACAGUAACACUGAUUUAUUUAGUUAAAAACUGCUUUAUGACUUCUACUAUAAUUAAUGUUUACUUUCAAAUAAAUCAAAUUAAAUCAUGGUACAAACUAUGGUAUAGUGAAAUCUAUGUACAAUCUAUAUAUUUGUACUCUUUUUGGGAAGGUUUCAGCCCAGGAGUUGGACUUAAUUCUUUAGAGAACCUUUUACUGUCUGAAAAUUUUACAUUGUAACAUUC
This is a messenger RNA of Paramisgurnus dabryanus, 1512 nucleotides long. RefSeq lists its product as uncharacterized. NCBI's taxonomy places the organism in Eukaryota, Metazoa, Chordata, Actinopteri, Cypriniformes, Cobitidae. The record is from RefSeq and is a predicted model, not a curated record.